AUAUUAUAUAUAAUUACUAAAUUUUCAUACAUUAAUUAAGUACACAAUCAUGCAGAAUAAAUACCAUGUUGAUUAUAACAAGCGAGAAAUAUAUUUGAACAAUUUUUUUGACAAAUUUUUUAACCUCGAAAAAUGUUUGACAAAUCAUUCUAUCAUUCAACGCAAUAAUAAUAAAUUAUAUGAUCGCUUUCUUCACUCCUUCAGUCAAUAAGAAAAUCUCGAAACGUAACAAAUAUUGACAUAGGCAGCGAAACUGAAGGUCAUCUCUUGUUAUCUGCACGAAGAUGCAACUCACAUAAACGCGAUGUCGACAUAAGUUUAUCAAAUCACUUAACUUAUUUGUGCGGUGUAUGAACCAAAUUUAGUAGUCAAGACUUCGUUCGAGACUUCGCGCACAAAUGUCGGCCAAAGGUGAAGGAUCAUUGGAAAAAUCCAAACAUGAAGCGGAAAACAUACAUCCAGAGGAGACAAAAUGCCCUACAUCAUUUGAUCCAACUGAACAUCAGCAUAUAAGAUAUAAUCCAUUAAGAGGAGAAUGGGUACUUGUAUCUCCACAUCGUAUGAAGCGACCUUGGGGAGGACAGAUAGAACCUAGUGUAGAUGAAGAUCUCCCAGAUUAUGAUCCCAAAAAUCCACUUUGCCCGGGGAAUGUCAGAGCUAGUGGACAGAUAACUCCAAUGUAUCAAAACACAUUUUCGUUUGUGAAUGAUUUUCCUGCUUUAUUGGAAUCAGUACCAGAUCCACCGAAAAUGCAGGAUGAAUUAUUUCAAAUGGGAUCUGCUAAAGGUACCUGUAAAGUGAUGUGCUUUCAUCCAAAGUCGAAUGUAACCAUAGCGUUGAUGAAGAUUCAUGACAUCAAGGAAGUAAUCAAACGGUGGAUCAUUGAGAUGCUCGAAUUGGGCGAGAAAUGGACUUGGGUUCAGGUGUUUGAAAAUAGAGGCGCUUUGAUGGGCUGUAGCAACGCACAUCCUCAUUGUCAGAUAUGGGCCAGUUCCUUUUUACCAAAUGAAGCUAGAAUAAAAGAUAAAUAUCUCAGUGAUUAUUACGAGCGUAAUAAGAAACCUCUUCUCUUCGAUUACAUGCAAAAGGAGGUCCUAAAAAAGGAUCGGAUUGUAAUUGAGAAUCGUGAUUGGAUAGUCGUAGUACCCUUCUGGGCAGUUUGGCCAUAUGAAACUAUGAUACUACCAAAGAAGCAAGUUACUAGAAUGCAAGACUUGUCGGACAGUCAACAAGAAUUUCUAGCUGUUAUCAUGAAGAGAUUAUGCACUAAAUAUGACAAUCUCUUCCAAUGUUCUUUUCCAUAUUCAAUGGGAUGGCAUGGCGCUCCAACGGGUCCAUACCUUAAUAACGAUUAUCCAUAUUGGACCUUUCACGGAAUAUAUCUACCACCUUUGUUACGAUCUGCUACGAUAAAGAAACACAUGGUCGGUUAUGAACUCUUAGCUCAAGCGCAGAGAGAUUUAACGCCGGAACAGGCAGCAGAAAAAUUAAGGAGCUUACCAGAUUCUCACUAUAAACAUCCAGAAACUAGUCUAACUAUUGAAGAAAUAGAAAUAUAUUCCAAUUAAAUGUAUAGUACAUAUGUAAAUAAAAUAUAUAUUUAAUAUAUAUUUCCAAUCACUUGCAAGUAAAAAUCUGGGUACAAAUGUAAUAUAAAUUAUUGUAUCAUCUCGAUGAAGAUAUAUU
Molecule: messenger RNA, 1686 nt
Organism: Nylanderia fulva
Lineage: Eukaryota; Metazoa; Arthropoda; Insecta; Hymenoptera; Formicidae
Gene: Galt
Product: Galactose-1-phosphate uridylyltransferase
Biological process (GO): beta-D-galactose catabolic process via UDP-galactose, Leloir pathway
Cellular component (GO): cytoplasm
Molecular function (GO): UDP-glucose:hexose-1-phosphate uridylyltransferase activity; zinc ion binding
Source: RefSeq, a predicted model, not a curated record